CACCUCCAAGCACCUUAAACAGGAAGAGGAACUGAGCCAGGUAAUACACAACAAAGAUAUACAGUGAAGGAACAGGCUGAAUAAGAAUAUAUAAUUAUAGCAGCGCUAACUAAAUGUGCACACUGCCAGUAUCAAGCACCUGCUUGCUGCAUAGUAUUCCAUUUAAAGCAAACAGUGUGGUGGACUAUGUAAAAGUGGUGAGUACUGUAUGUUACAGUUGACCCUUUCGUGUGGCUGUUUUGUAUUACCAUUGUUUCGAUAUGCACAGCACGGAUGCGGUUCUGUGGACGUCCUACGGUACCGCUUGUGCCGCCAGGUAACCGUCUGCUGCUGGUAAAAUGCAGACAGCCUUACAUUGUUGGCACAUCUUCCUGGUUCUAACUUGUUGCUGAUAUUUGCAUUGCAGCCUGUAAACUAUACCUUUCAAACUGCUUCAAACCACCCGCGAGGGGAAACAGCUGAUGGAGAACAAUGAUAAAACAGGUUUACAUUUGCAUCGGUACUAGUUUCCAGUCAGUAUGAAGUUUAGGCCAGUGUGUGGGAGGUGUGCAGGCCUGUGUGCGUUGCUGGUGGUGGCGGCGUUGCUAUGGUUCUAUGACCCCUUCACAGAAGAGAGAAGGCCUCAGGAUCCAGCAGAGUCACCUCUGGACAUGGCGCCCGACUCAAUCGAUGACAUGUAUGACGGCUGCCGGCCAGAAGCCGCCUCCGUCAUCGACCUGUUCGGCGUUUUUGAGUGGCACUACAACAGAAACUUCAGCGGCGCCUGGGCGUUAGCUGAGAAACAAGCGAAGCAGCCUGCGCACGAGCAGCUGGGAGGCGACCACGCUGUCGCCUUGUACCUGUACACCGGGACACAGCCACUCCGGGAGCAAUUCAACAGGGCCGUAAAAACAGGGAAACGCAAGUACAGCACCUCCUUGUUCACGUUUCACUACUUCUACUUCUUCCUGACGGACGCCAUCCGGGUUCUGCGUGGAAACCAGACGUCGUGCAGCGUCGCCUAUCACAGGACGUGGGAACGCUUCAGCCCCGUCCCCGUCGACGCGCGCCUGCGUUUUGGCGCCUUCGUCAUGGCAGGAGCAACCAGGCAGUCAUUCGACUUUCAUGGCAACACGUCCUGCUUCGAGAUCCGCACGUGCUUCGGUGCAGAUAUCACGCAUUACUCUGCUGCAGAUCAGACGGGACAGCUGCUGAUUCCUCCCUAUGAGGUCUUCAGAGUCACAGACGUACGGACAGACGACUGGUGCAGCGUGGUCUAUAAGCUGCAGAGCACCCAGACACCCAGGGCUGAUUUAAACUGUGAGCUAAGGUCCCAGAGGAUAAAAGCCUUCUUUAGAAUGGUCCCACCUCACCGGCCUGUAGGCAGCUUGGUGAAGAUGCUGGCAUGUGUAAUAAUGCUGCUCAUCAUCUCUCUAGUCCUUGUAAAGCAGAAGCAGAAAGGUUUUGUAGCUGUGGUGCUGGGUUCUCUGACGCUGAUCAUCACUGUGGGGAUUUGGACGAGAAACCAGAGCAUCUCAGAGGAAUGAUGCUGUGUCUGAGGGACAUUUAAUGUUUUACUCCCAGGUUGACUUUUUGGGGAUCACUGUGUAUAAAUCCAAUAAACCCAUGUAAUUUAGUGACAUAAAAAUGAGGAACUUUAUUAGC
Betta splendens (Siamese fighting fish) is the source of this 1644-nucleotide messenger RNA. Its product is annotated as GPI-linked NAD(P)(+)--arginine ADP-ribosyltransferase 1-like. Gene Ontology annotation, molecular function: NAD+-protein-arginine ADP-ribosyltransferase activity; NAD+ poly-ADP-ribosyltransferase activity. Bases 519 to 1526 code for a protein of 335 amino acids. NCBI's taxonomy places the organism in Eukaryota, Metazoa, Chordata, Actinopteri, Anabantiformes, Osphronemidae. The transcript is spliced from 2 exons. The record is from RefSeq and is a predicted model, not a curated record.